This is a messenger RNA of Camelina sativa (false flax), 1020 nucleotides long. RefSeq lists its product as uncharacterized. NCBI's taxonomy places the organism in Eukaryota, Viridiplantae, Streptophyta, Magnoliopsida, Brassicales, Brassicaceae. The record is from RefSeq and is a predicted model, not a curated record.
CUACAUAUGAUGCAUGCUAAGCAACUAAAAUAAAAAUAAUCAUAUAUAAAAACAUCAGCAAUAUUUUUAGUCUGCCUUGAGAUUGGUAGGUGGAAUCAGCAGGAAGUUCUGCUUUCCUCUUAUUAUUGGGAGAGAGAAAAAAAAAACAAAAAAUAGAGAGAGAAAGAAAAUAUCACCUUAGGGUUUUGAUUCUAAACCCUAAAUUGCUAAGGUCUCUCGCUCUCUCAUCGAAACCAAAGCAACGUCCGCCGCGUCUCUUAUAUUCUUUGGGUAACUCCUCUACCGUCGAAACGAAACCAUGUCCCUGAUCACCGGUGAAAGAUUAUUCCCCGUGCCCACCACCAUAGCAGCCCAGUUUCGUCAAACGGUUGUCAUGUGGGUCAUAAAGGACGAAGAAAUCCCUACGGUUGACGAAUUUUGGUCGACGUAUGAGAAUAUCGAACCAUGUCUCCAGGAGGAGGGUAUUCGUGGGAUACCGAACUUCGAGGUUCACAUCGUUGAUCCGAAUAAGGAACCGUCAGAAGCAGAUUUGGAUCCUUAUUUCCAUACUCCCAUCCUAAUCAAUUGUGAUCCUGGAGAUAAUGAAGAUGAUAGAUUUGACAGGAUAGUACUAAACAUUCUUCUGUUAGCAUUGGGACCCGAUCCAUAUAAUUUUGUGAUAAUCUCAAAAAACAAAGACUUUGUACUAAACAAAGACUUUGGACAAGGCACCAACUUCUCCAGUGUAUGUGACUCUUUAAGAGAGAUGGGUGUCCAGAUUGCUGUAGCACAUCCUGAUCAUUUCAAAGACUUUGAUAGAAGAAUCUCACAGACGGAAGUCGCGCCCUUUUGAAUCUCUGUUAUGCGCACCAAAGCCGAAGAAACUCACAAACGGAAGUCCCCGCUCUUUUGAAUCCCUGUUAAGUGACGACGACUAAUGUUAAAUUUCAGUACUUUCUUAUGAUCGGUUUAUAUUAAACAAUCUUUUGUGUACGCAAGACCAUUCUUGAAUCAAAUACGUAUGUCGUCAUAUCGUAUGUA